Molecule: messenger RNA, 2466 nt
Organism: Cynocephalus volans (Philippine flying lemur)
Lineage: Eukaryota; Metazoa; Chordata; Mammalia; Dermoptera; Cynocephalidae
Gene: CCNG2
Product: cyclin G2
Exons: 8
Coding region: 164-1198 (344 amino acids)
Biological process (GO): mitotic cell cycle phase transition; regulation of cyclin-dependent protein serine/threonine kinase activity
Cellular component (GO): cytoplasm; cyclin-dependent protein kinase holoenzyme complex; nucleus
Molecular function (GO): cyclin-dependent protein serine/threonine kinase regulator activity
Source: RefSeq, a predicted model, not a curated record
GGCGGCUGUGCUUGGGGGGGGGGAGGGAAGGGUCUGAUGUCGGUCCGGGGGCACCGCUGAGGCGGCGGGUCCCCGACCUCGGAGACAGCCCCGGCCGUCCCCGCCAAGCCCAGUCCCCUCCAGACUGCGACGCCGCGGUCGGUGGGGGCGCGUCUCCGGCACGAUGAAGGAUUUGGGUGCAGAGUACCUGGCAGGUCGUGAAGGAGUCCAUCUCCUCGGAUUGUUGAACUUCUACCUGGAGCAAGAACAGAGAUUCCAACCUCGAGAAAAAGGGCUGAGCUUGAUCGAGGCUACCCCGGAGAAUGAUAACACUUUGUGUCCAAGGUUGAGGAAUGCCAAAGUAGAAGAUUUAAGGAGUUUAACUAACUUUUUUGGAUCUUGCACUGAAACUUUUGUCCUGGCUGUCAAUAUUUUGGACAGAUUUUUGGCUCUCAUGAAGGUGAAACCUAAACAUUUGUCUUGCAUUGGAGUCUGUUGUUUUUUGCUGGCUGCUAGGAUAGUUGAAGAAGAAUGCAAUAUUCCAUCCACUCAUGAUGUAAUACGGAUUAGUCAAUGUAAAUGUACUGCUUCUGACAUAAAACGGAUGGAAAAAAUAAUUUCGGAAAAAUUGCACUAUGAAUUGGAAGCUACUACUGCCUUAAACUUUUUGCACUUAUACCAUGCUAUUGUACUUUGUCAUACUUCAGAAAGGAAAGAACUGCUUAGCCUUGAUAAACUAGAAGCUCAGCUAAAAGCUUGCAACUGCCGACUUGUCUUUUCAAAAGCAAAACCAUCUAUAUUAGCCUUGUGCCUUCUCAAUUUGGAAGUAGAAACUUUGAAAUCUGUCGAAUUACUGGAAAUUCUCCUGCUUGUUAAAAAACAAUCCAAGAUUAAUGAUGCUGACUUCUUUUACUGGAGGGAAUUAGUUUCUGAAUGCCUAGCAGAAUAUUCUUCUCCUGAAUGUUGCAAACCAGAUCUUAAGAAGUUGGUUUGGAUUGUUUCAAGGCGCACAGCCCAGAAUCUCCACAACAGCUAUUACAGUGUUCCUGAGCUGCCAACAAUACCAGAAGGGGGUUGUUUUGAUGAAAGUGAAAGUGAGGACUCUUGUGAAGAUAUGAGUUGUGGAGAAGAGAGUCUCAGCAGCUCUCCUCCCAGUGAUCAAGAGUGCACUUUCUUUUUCAACUUUAAAGUGGCACAGACACUGUGCUUUCCAUCUUAGAAAUCUAAUUGUUCUGUGUCAGAAUUUAAAAUAUGUGUACAGGUUUCAAAGCAAUAAAUGGUGGUGUAGGUAGUUUUCUGGUCCAGCCUCCAUCUAGGCAGGAAUUGCAUGGACUGGAAUACCUACCUUCUAUUUAUUAUUCAGAUCAGAUCUGGCCUAUUUUCAUAUUUAAUCCUAAGCCAUCAAAUGGGUUAGUGCCUCUUAAACAAUUAACAAUACUUUAGACAUUGGCACUUUAUUUUUCUCAUUGAUCUUUAGCUACUUGGGGGAGGAGGGAAGGUGCUGAUACCUUCAAUUUGUUACUUUUCAAGAAGAUUUUUAAAGGUGAAUAGUGUAGCUUAAACUUCUUACAAAACUUUCAGGUGUCUUUAUUUAAACAGAUUGGGAGUGUGCAAGUGCUUCCUUAGCAGGGACUAUGGAUAAUACCUUAAUGGUUUAUCUUAGAUUUCCCCCUCCCUCAUUCUCAGAACAAAGAAUAUAUUCUUAAAUGUCAAACACCUUUUUGUUCUGUUUUUUAAAUCUUAAGUGUACUAUCUGAUGUAGCUCCAGUAAACUUAGGAAUUAUAAUAUUGACAUUUCUGUGAAUAUUAGUGUGUAAUGUCUUAACUGAAGUUUCUGCUAAAGCAGAAAUAAUUGGCAGGCAAGGGCUGUUAGAUAGUUACAUUCCUAAUGCUUAAGUAUUAUCAGACUGUAGUAUUAUUUUAAUGUUAUUAAAAAAAAUUGAUAAUGUGCUAGUUUUGCAUGCACCCGUAUGAAGGCAGUGCAGGAAGUUGAACAGAACUAGGUAACCAUGGAUUUGAUAAAUGUUGAUCUAGUAGGACAUUUUCUUAUUUUCUUCUAUUAAAAAAUGUCUGCAUGAUUAUGUUUUAUUUCUUUUGUAAUUCACAUUUCAAAAGUAAUGUAUUGUAUGAAUGCCAAGAUUGGAUAUGAAGUACAAAGAACCCAUGUGUUUGUAGUGUUAUAGUUUUAAGCAAAUCUGUAUGGUGAUACAGCUGUAAGAAUGAGGGUAUAUAAACUCUGUACACAUAAGAUUUUGUACAGAGAAUUUUUAACUUUAUAAGCUGUAUAUUAAAAUGUAAAUCUUAAAAAAUGUACAUAAAAAUACUGUAUUUUUUUUACCUUGUGUGUGUGAUAGUCUAGUCAUUGCAUGUAAAUAUAAUUUAUUGUGUAUUCUGUACUAUAAGUCAUACAUUGAUGACUUUUUAUUGGUAAGUCACCAUCCAUUGGAUGUUUUCUGAAGUGGAUCUUUUUGAAGCGAUAAUAGAUUA